This is a messenger RNA of Musa acuminata AAA Group (dessert banana), 1191 nucleotides long. Its product is annotated as ubiquitin-conjugating enzyme E2 10. Bases 140 to 586 code for a protein of 148 amino acids. Gene Ontology annotation, cellular component: nucleus. Gene Ontology annotation, biological process: ubiquitin-dependent protein catabolic process; protein polyubiquitination. Lineage: Eukaryota; Viridiplantae; Streptophyta; Magnoliopsida; Zingiberales; Musaceae. The record is from RefSeq and is a predicted model, not a curated record. The transcript is spliced from 5 exons.
UUAUUAUAAGCGUGUCGGGGAAUAAGUCUCGGCUCCGCCUAACAAACGCCUUUCUCCUUGCUCUCUUCCUCUUCCGCUCGACUCGUAUUUGGGAGAAGAGGAGAGGGUUCGAAGAUUCGAAUAGUCGGGCGUUCUUGCCAUGGCCUCCAAGCGAAUUUUGAAGGAGCUCAAGGAUCUUCAGAAGGACCCCCCUACUUCUUGCAGUGCAGGCCCCGUGGCAGAAGACAUGUUUCAUUGGCAAGCUACUCUAAUGGGUCCUCCUGAUAGUCCUUAUGCUGGUGGCGUCUUUCUAGUAACCAUCCACUUUCCUCCAGACUAUCCAUUCAAACCACCCAAGGUAGCAUUCAGGACAAAAGUCUACCAUCCAAAUAUCAACAGCAAUGGAAGCAUUUGCCUUGACAUCUUAAAAGAGCAAUGGAGCCCUGCAUUAACCAUUUCCAAGGUAUUGCUUUCAAUCUGUUCACUUCUGACGGACCCAAACCCUGAUGAUCCAUUGGUUCCAGAGAUUGCACACAUUUACAAGACUGAUAGUAACAAGUAUGAGACCACUGCACGGAGCUGGACCCAGAAGUAUGCCAUGGGUUAGACGUGGUGGCUGGAGGUGGAGGUUGUUUCCUCUCUCCUUGUGCUCUAUAUCAGGUGGUGCUUUAACUGAUAUAUAUACAUAUAUAUAUGUAUAUAUAUAUGUAUAUAUAUAUAUGUAUAUGUAUAUAUAUACAUGUAUAUAUGUAUAUAUGUACAUGUAUGUAUGUAUAUAUGUACAUGUAUGUAUGUAUAUAUGUACAUGUAUGUAUGCAUGCAUGUAUGUAUGUAUGUAUGUAUGUAUAUAUGUAUACAUGUAUGUAUACAUAUAUACAUACAUACAUACAUAUAUACAUAUACAUACAUACAUACAUACAUAUAUACAUAUACAUAUAUACAUACAUAUAUACAUAUAUAUAUAUAUAUAUAUAUAUAUAUAUAUAUAUAUAUAUAUAUCUGACAUGGUUUAUGUCUGUUAUCACUCUUUUGUUAUAUUUAUGAAGCAGAUCAUGCACUCGAGGCUCGAAUAUUUGCAUGUGAAAUUACAGUUUGGGCCUAUGCACCUCAAUUUCUUUUGGCCUUAGACUUUUGUGUUAUCCCUGUUAAAUGGUUACUUUCUACUAGUGUAAAAAUGGCUGCUCUCCUAUAAAAUCUUGUCAGCCUUAGUUA